AUGGAGGAGCCCCUGGUGUGGGAGACCGACGGCCUGCUUCCUCUGGAGAGGCAGCUCCAUGAGGCCGCCCGACGGAACAACAUCGGGAGGAUGAAGGAACUGAUCGAGAGGAGAGUCAACGUCAGGGCCAGAAACCACGUGGGCAGGGUGGCCCUGCACUGGGCUGCGGGCGCCGGGCACGAGCCAGCCGUACGACUGCUCCUGGAGCACAAGGUUGCUGUGGACGAUGCGGAUGCGGUAUGGGGCCGCUCAUACAGGCGCCCUUGUUUUGGGAUGAACGCGCUUCUCCUGUCUGCCUGGUUCGGCCACUUACGGAUCCUCCAGAUCCUGGUCAACUCUGGGGCCAAGAUCCACUGUGAGAACAAGGACGGCCUGACCUUACUACACUGUGCAGCCCAAAAAGGUCACGUGCCGGUGCUGGCGUUCAUAAUGGAGGACCUGGAGGAUGUGCCGCUGGACCAUGCUGACAAGCUGGGAAGGACGGCGUUCCAUCGGGCUGCUGAGCACGGGCAGCUGGAUGCUCUGGACUUCCUUGUGGGCUCUGGCUGUGACCACAGUGUGAAAGACAAGGAGGGGAAUACGGCCCUUCACCUGGCUGCCAGCCGGGGCCACCUGGCUGUGCUGCGGCGGCUCGUGGACAUCAGGCUGGACCUGGAGGAGCAGAACGCAAAAGGUCUGACUGCCCUGCACGUGGCGGCUGAAGGCGUCCACCCCGACUGUGUACAGCUGCUCCUUGAGGCCGGGAGCUGUGUGAAUGCCCUCACCCAGAAAAAACAGAGCUGCCUCCACUACGCAGUCCUCUGUGGCUCUGAGGACGUGGCCAGGGCCCUCAUCCACGCAGGAGGCCACACCAACGUGGCUGAUCAUCAGGGCACCUCUCCUCUGCACCUGGCUGUGAAGCACCACUUCCCUGCCUUGGUCCAGCUCCUCAUCGACGCCGGCAGUGACCUGGAUGCCACCGACAAUAGGCAGCAGACGCCCCUCCACCUUGCUGCUGAGCACGCCAGGCAGGACAUAGCGGAGAUGCUCCUCGUCACGGGGGUUAACUUAAACCUGAGAGACAAGCAAGGGAAAACUGCCCUGGCGGUGGCCACUCGCAGCAACCACAUCAGCCUGGUGGACAUGAUCAUAAAGGCUGAUCGCCUCUACACGUGGGAGAAGGAUCACCUCUUGCGCAGGGACCCCAGGGAUCCCUGUGGGAAGAACUUGACCUUUAAGCAGGACCAUCGGCAGGAAGGGCGGCAAUUCUCCCGAGUGCUGUGGCGACUGGCCUCCAGGGACCUGCGGCCUCAUGAGUGGAAGAAGCUCGCAUAUUGUUGGGAAUUCACUGAGGCCCACGUCCACGCCAUCGAGCAGCAGUGGACAGGCACCAAGAGCUACCAGGAGCACGGCCACCGGAUGCUGCUCAUCUGGCUGCAUGGUGUGGCCACAGCCGGCGAGAACCCCAGCAAAGCACUGUUUGAGGGCCUCGUGGCAAUUGACAGGAGGGACCUAGCUGAAAGCAUCAGGAAGAAAGCAAAUGCCGACCUGAGGGCCCCCAGCAGGUGCACGGCCAUGUAACCAGAGGGGCCAGACCUUCAGGGGCAUGGAGCCUCAGAGUGGGGGCCACUGAACAGAAGAGGACCACCACUUGAGGGCUUAAAAAAAAAAAAAUCGCCGUAACAGACCUCUGGCCGCUUGUACUGAGCCACUGGCGCCGCUUGCGGUCUCUUCCACAAGCGCUGGUCCAGGGGCCGGUCCGGGUUUUGCAGGUAAUCCCUUCCCACAGGUAUGGUCCUUUAUGGCUCGGAGCCUCACAGCAGCCCCCUGAGAUGCAAGGGGCAUCUCUUCAAAGAGGACACUGAGGCCCAGGAUGGAUGAAGCAGCUAAUCAGCUGUUGCAGUCUCUCCAGCCAGCACUUACGAAACCGCCCGCCCGUCACCCACUCACUGGCUUUUAAUGAAUGCUGCGCUUACUCCACAUCUCUCUUUCUGUCCCCAAGCUUAUUUGUACACCGUGACAGUUCCAGGAGGCACACACUCUUUUUCUCUCGUUUUAGGAUUUUUUUUUUAAUUUUAAAAAUUUUAUUCUGAAAUCCUUUCAGACUUAAACAUUGCAGAACCAGUACAAAGAAUUUCUGAAUACAUUUCACAAUACAGCUUCCCCAAAUAUUAACAUCUUACACAAUCACAGCCUAAUUUUCAAAACCAGGAAGUUAACAGAUACCGUACUCUUAACUGCUCUUCACACCUGAUUCCGAUUUUGUCAGUUGAGCCGUUCAUGUCCUUUUUCUGGACCAGGAUCCAGUCCAGGAUCACACACCUUACAUUUAGUUGUCAUUCUUAGUUUUACUAGCCCCUUACAGAGGGUCACCUCUCCAGAG
This is a messenger RNA of Callorhinus ursinus (northern fur seal), 2362 nucleotides long. The record is from RefSeq and is a predicted model, not a curated record. NCBI's taxonomy places the organism in Eukaryota, Metazoa, Chordata, Mammalia, Carnivora, Otariidae.